This is a messenger RNA of Musa acuminata AAA Group (dessert banana), 735 nucleotides long. RefSeq names its product extradiol ring-cleavage dioxygenase-like. Gene Ontology annotation, molecular function: oxidoreductase activity, acting on single donors with incorporation of molecular oxygen; zinc ion binding; ferrous iron binding. The transcript has 2 exons. NCBI's taxonomy places the organism in Eukaryota, Viridiplantae, Streptophyta, Magnoliopsida, Zingiberales, Musaceae. The annotation marks the transcript as partial. The record is from RefSeq and is a predicted model, not a curated record.
CGGCUUAAGUAUCCGGCACCAGGGACUCCUGCUUUGGCGAAGAGGGUGAAAGAGCUGCUGCAAGAGGCGGGCUUCGGCCGCGUCGAGGAAGACAAGAACCGCGGGCUGGAUCACGGUGCCUGGGUGCCGCUCAUGCUCAUGUAUCCGGCGGCAGACAUCCCGGUGUGCCAACUCUCCAUCGACUCGGCCAAAGAUGCUGCAUACCACUACAGGAUGGGGAAGGCGUUAGCGCCCCUCAAGGAGGUAGGCGUCCUCCUCAUCAGCUCCGGCAGCGCCACGCACAACCUGAGGGCUAUCAGACGAGAUGGUGCACCUCCGCCCAGCUGGGCCGUCGACUUCGAUAACUGGCUCACUGAUGCUCUUCUUAAUGGAAGGUAUGAAGACGUGAACAACUACUUGGUGAAGGCGCCCAACGCGAAGAUGGCACACCCAUGGCCGGACCACUUCUACCCUCUGCAUGUGGCGCUUGGGGCUGCCGGCGAGAAUGCGAAGGCCGAACAGGUCCAUCAGAGCUGGAGCAACGGCACACUUUCUUAUUCCUCUUAUCGGUUCAAGGCUGCUGAAUGAUGUGCACCGAAGUCCGGAAUAAAUAUGAAAUGAAUAUUCUCAAAGAAAUUAUCUCGUUCUAGAUGUGGCUAAUUUCACCACUGUUGAUCUUAAUUUGAGGCUUAUCUACUGCUUGUUUGUUGAACAUUCUCUGCAACAACUAAUAAAUAAGAAGUCCUCUACGGCUUU